Messenger RNA from Scheffersomyces amazonensis, 1716 nucleotides. RefSeq names its product maltose permease. The record is from RefSeq and is a predicted model, not a curated record. Gene Ontology annotation, cellular component: membrane. Gene Ontology annotation, molecular function: carbohydrate:proton symporter activity. The transcript has a single exon. NCBI's taxonomy places the organism in Eukaryota, Fungi, Ascomycota, Pichiomycetes, Serinales, Debaryomycetaceae. The coding region runs from base 1 to 1716 and encodes 571 amino acids. Gene Ontology annotation, biological process: carbohydrate transport; transmembrane transport.
AUGGCCGGUGAUAAUAAAGGUCCUGAAAAGAUCAUCGAGAGGAUUGAAGUCGGCACUGAUGCUUCGCUGACCAACUCCACUGUUGAUGACUUUGUUGCUAAAUUCUUGGACAUUUCUGAUGAAGCUAAAUCCAAUGAACAAAAGGAAAAACAUAUGUCUCUUAGUGAAGGUCUCAGAACGUUCCCCAAAGCUAUCAUGUGGUCACUUAUCCUUUCAACUGCUUUAAUUAUGGAAGGUUAUGAUACUCAUUUAUUAAGUGCAUUUUAUGCCUUCCCUGCUUUCAAUAGAAAGUUUGGAGAUUACUAUCCUGAGUUAGGGCAAUAUCAAAUUUCUGCAAAAUGGCAAACAGGUCUUAAUAUGGCAUAUACUUGUUCUUGUAUCAUUGGUCUUGCAAUUGCCGGGUUUGUGACUGAUAUUAUUGGUUAUAGAAUGACAAUGAUAUGUUCCUUAGCCUCAUCUAUUGGCUUUAUAUUUAUCCAAUUCUUUGCCCCCAAUAAGGAAGUAUUAUUAACUUCCUAUGUUCUCAUUGGUCUUAUGUGGGGAUCAGUUCAAACUAUUACGGUAACGUACGCUUCCGAAGUUGCCCCCACAACAUUGCGUGUUUAUCUUACUACUUACGUUAAUCUUUGUUGGGUUAUUGGUCAGUUAAUUUCUUCAGGUGUUCUUAAGGCAGUCGUUGAUCUUGGAGAUUUUCCAUCUUCGUAUAGAAUUCCUUUUGCUAUUCAAUGGAUUUGGCCAAUUCCUAUCAUGAUAGGUGUUUAUCUUGCCCCUGAGUCACCAUGGUAUUUAGUAAAAAGGGGCAGAUACGCUGAAGCCAAGCAUUCUUUGAAGAGGUUAUUAACCGAAAAUAAAGAUUUACCAGAUAAAGAAGUUCUUGCUAGUGCAAUGUUAAGAAAGAUUCAGUUAACUGUGAAAGAAGAAGAAGCUCUGGGAAAUAAGGAUGCUACAUUUUCUGAUUGUUUUAAAGGUGUAAAUUUCAGAAGAACAAGAAUUGCAGCUUUAACUUGGUUGUUUCAAUCUUGUACUGGUGCUGCCUUAAUGAGAAACUCCACUUAUUUCUUUAAACAGGCUGGUUUGCCAACAAGUAUGGCAUUCACCUUCUCAAUUAUUCAAUAUAUGUUCGGUAUUGUUGGUACUGUUGGUUCAUGGUUUUUAGCCACAAGAGUGGGAAGAUUCAAAAUGUAUUUUGGUGGCAUUGUAUUUCAAACUAUUAUUUUAAUUAUUGUUGGUGGCUUGGGAUUUUCAACUUCUAAUAAUGCUAAAUGGGGAGCCGGAUCCUUACUUUUAAUUCAUACUUUUGUAUAUGAUUUAACUGUCGGUCCACUUUGUUAUUGUAUUGUUGCGGAGAUACCUUCUGCCAAAUUAAGAACCAUGACGGUUAUGCUUUCAAGAAACUUAUAUAAUGUUUCUGGUAUAAUUGUUGGUAUAAUAACUCCAUAUAUGUUAAAUCCAACUGAAUUGAACUGGAAGGCUAAGACGGGACUUUUUUGGGCUGGAUUUUCUAUGGCAGCAGCAGUUUGGUGCUGGUUUGAAUUACCCGAGACUAAGGAUAGAACAUUUGCCGAAUUAGAUUUACUAUUUGAACAAGGUGUUAAGGCAAGAGAUUUUGCAAGCACCGAAGUUGAAGUUUUCAAUGCCGAUAAAUUGAUUAGACAAGUUGGUGAACAAAACAUUAAGAAUUUUGUUCAAGAUUCUGAAGAGAAGCCUGCUGUUUGA